AGAGUGGCAGCCCCACCCCCCAGUUCAAUGCUACAGCCGCGACCACCGUGGAGAACCGAGGAUUUCACAGAGACCCCGCGCACUGGGCUUCCCGUACUACAAGGGGGCGUGCGUGAACCGCCGCUUUACUAUGUCUCCGACGACCAAUGAGGUGCUGGAAUAGCAGAUGGGUGAAAAAAGUCCACCGGGCAAGGAAGACAACCAAACGAUACAGAAAGGUUCGCACGGAAUCCCUCUGCGCACGUAGUCGGACUUGACCAGUCCAGCACCACUCCCCUCUUCUCGACCCAACCCAUUUCAGAUUGCCCCCACCUCAAUCAUCCCGUGCCAUUAGGCUAUACUCAAUCCAGAGCCUAAUUGAGCAACCGGGAUUCCUCACGUGCGGGGGUUGAUUUGUACUUUGAACACGUGGCUCAUUCAGAGAAGCCGGAAUAUCCGAGUUUUUUUUCCUUCAAUCUUUUUUCCUCUUUUCUUUAGUUAUAUUUAAAGGCGGUGCCCACAAUAACGCAUGUGACAUUUAAGGCGUUCUGGCAAAGGAGUCCAAAGGAACAACAUCCCGCUAUCCUCGAGAGAAACGGAAUUAAUAAUUAAGUUUUUUUUUUCGCAAGGGAGAGGGCGAGCAAACGCUACCACGGUCAGCACGUCCAUCAAAUAUCUCCGGUAGUGCGGUCUGAUUGGGGAGUACACGAGCGAGCCACUCCGUUCGGCUUUAGUGCAGUUCGUUGUAAAGACAGCCCUUCCGCGAGCACCGACAAAGGAUUUCUCUCCCUCGUGCACUAAAGGUCGGCUUUAAGGUGCAGCAACAUGAACAAGCUUUAUAUAGGCAACGUGAGCGAAGAGGCCAGUGCGGUCGACUUGGAAAGUAUCUUUGAGCAGUGGAAGAUCCCCUAUAGCGGACCGUUUCUCGUUAAAACAGGGUACGCGUUUGUAGAUUGCCCGGAUGAAAAGGUAGCGAUGAAGGCCAUCGACACUCUCUCAGGUAAAGUAGAACUUCACGGAAAACUACUAGAAGUGGAACACUCUGUACCCAAACGACAAAGGAGCUGUAAACUACAGAUCAGGAAUAUCCCACCUCACAUGCAAUGGGAGGUUCUGGAUGGGUUGUUGGCACAAUAUGGCACAGUUGAAAGCUGUGAACAAGUGAACACAGAGACAGAAACCGCUGUAGUAAAUGUACGCUAUGGAGCCAAGGACCAAGCUAGACAGGCACUGGAGAAACUGAACGGGUUCCUGAUGGAGAGCUAUGCGCUGAAGGUUUCCUACAUCCCUGACGAGCUGGCCACGGGUCCCGAGGGUCCAGGCCUUGGCGGUCGUAGAGGGAUGGCGGCCCGUGGCACUCCCCGCUCCGGGUCCCCCUCGCUGGGCGCGCGGCCAAAGAUGCAGUCGGACGUGCCGCUGAGGAUGCUGGUGCCCACCCAGUUUGUGGGGGCAAUCAUCGGCAAGGAGGGGUCCACCAUCCGCAACAUCACCAAACAGACACACUCAAAGAUUGACAUCCACCGUAAGGAGAACGCGGGCGCUGCAGAGAAGCCCAUCACGGUCCACUCUACUCCAGAGGGCUGCAGCUCCGCCUGCCGCAGCAUCAUGGAGAUCAUGCAGAAGGAGGCCGUGGACACCAAGUUCACCGAGGAGAUCCCUCUGAAGAUCUUGGCUCAUAAUAAUUUUGUGGGCCGUUUGAUCGGCAAAGAAGGACGCAACCUGAAGAAAAUUGAACAGGACACCGAGACCAAGAUCACCAUCUCUCCUCUGCAGGACCUGACGCUGUACAACCCUGAGAGGACCAUCACUGUGAAAGGAUCUAUCGAGGCCUGUGCCCAGGCCGAGCAGGAAGUGAUGAAGAAGAUCCGAGAGGCAUACGACAACGACAUUGCUGCUAUGAACUUACAGUCGAACCUGAUCCCUGGACUGAACUUGAAUGCCCUGGGGCUGUUCCCCGGCGGCGCGUCUGGAGGAGUGAGCCCCUCCAUGGUGUCGGCGCCCCCUGCUGGACCUCAGGGAGCCUACCCCUCGUUCGGGUACGGUGUAUGUGGUAGUGAGGCUGCUCCUUGGCCAUUUCCAGCAAGCAGUCCCUCCCUGUCUGGUCAGCCAGAAACUGAGACUGUGUAUCUGUUCAUCCCUGCCCUGGCGGUCGGCGCCAUCAUCGGGAAACAGGGUCAGCACAUUAAGCAACUGAGUCGCUUCGCCGGCGCGUCAAUCAAGAUUGCCCCAGCUGAUGGUGUGGAAGCCAAGCAGAGGAUGGUCAUCAUCACUGGCCCACCAGAGGCCCAGUUUAAGGCUCAGGGCCGUAUCUUUGGGAAGCUGAAGGAGGAGAACUUCUUUGGGCCGAAGGAGGAGGUGAAGCUGGAGGCCCACAUCAAAGUCCCGUCUUCAGCUGCUGGACGGGUCAUUGGAAAAGGAGGCAAAACCGUGAAUGAGCUGCAAAACCUGUCGAGCGCUGAGGUGGUGGUGCCACGGGACCAGACACCAGAUGAGAAUGACCAGGUCGUCGUCAAGAUCUCGGGCCACUUCUACGCCAGCCAGGUGGCCCAGCGCCGUAUCCAGGAGAUCCUCUCUCAGGUGAGGCGACAGCAGGAACCGAAGCCCGCCCCCUCUGGCCCUUCAUUGGCCAGGAGGAAAUGAGGCUGCUUGGUCACCUGGGAGACACGGUGCUGAUUGGAUAGGACAUGAUGACACGCCCACCCCGGUAACCUGGCCCCGCCCACCUGCCUUGGGGUCCGCCCAUGCCGUGAGGAUGUCCACCUCAACACGACUGUGUAGACUUUCCUUUUCCUUUUUUAACAUCUCCAGAGAGAGACGAGAAGGGAAGUCUCCUCCUCCUGUCUGUGUGCUUUCUCGCACAUCCUCCCCACAAACGUUUCCGUUUCUUUUGCCAAGGACGUUUACUUUAAGGAAACUCUGUUUUUGCAAAUCUGUAAUUGUUUCAUGAAGUGAUCCUCUAGUUGAGGUUGAAGAUGUCACUCACAUGAUGUUGGGCGGAGACUGGGUGUGGCCUAAAGGGACUGGGCGGGGUUUAAAUGUAUGGAUAGUGGCAUUUUAUAAAUUUGGAUGCAUUUUUAUAUAUAUAUAUAUAUCUAAUAGGAGGGUGGAAACCUGGCCACUGUCGACUGAGGGAGUGUUGAUAUGGGUUGGCCAGGAAACCAAGUUAAUAUGCAUUUUACUCAUCUACCUCAGGCGCUAGAACCUCAGAGAAAAAAAAAUAUCUAUAUAAAUAUAUAUAUAUGAAAAAUGAUCCUUUCUUAUUUUUAUUUUGCUUUGUGGUAUUUUGUAUACUUUAUAAAGCUAAUAGUUCUUGAACAUUUUUAUUUUUUUAAGAAAAAAAAACUAAAUGAAAAUGGUCAGCCACCAACUUGAUGGUUCUCGACUGCCGCGGUUUCCCCAGAUGCACGCGCCUCAUGAAAUGACCUUGACAUGACCUUGUAAAUAGAACUGUGUGUGUGCAUCUGGCGUUGACCGGAGCGUUGGCCUCUGCUGUUGGUGGUCGAGUCGAUGGGAGUAUUAAAAAGAAUCACCUCAACACCACCUGAAGAAUCGCCAUCUGAAAAUGUCACCCAUCUCUCAAUCCAGUAGAGCUGCAGAGUUAACCACCUUUUCACACGGCAGGCAUGCUGUUUCAUUUCGGUUAUUUAGUUCGGUUUUCAUUUUGUUUUGUUCUUCUGAUGAAUUGAAUUCUUCUCAGCUGCUUCACUAACUUCACACUGCGUGUUUUCGAGGCGUCGCGGGAACUCUAGAAGGGGUGCCGCUGCGCGCAUGUCGACGGUCAGACCCCCCUCUUUCGACCCCGACGCCAUUUUGUUUCCCCUUGCUUCGAGCAGGGCCUCUGACACACAUAGCAUUGAGGGUUAAGGACCUUCAGUGGUCUCUCGUUUGGGCCAGGGGCCCUUUCGAAGUGGGCUGCAGAAAGAAAUCUACUGCUUUAUAAAUAAAUGGCACAGGUUUUCAGAGUUUUGUGACUAGUCACUGCAUGGUUAAGGGUUAGGGAGACACACAACGCACACACACAACGCACACACACACAACGCACACACACAACGCACACACACAACGCACACACACACAGUGGAAAUAUGUAGUGGUUUUGCUGUUCAUGUUGAGUAGACACAAGAUACAACCAGCAUCCAUAGAGUAACUGGACAAGGACGAGGCAAAUGUUUCCACCGACUUUUUGUUUUUGUUUUUCCUUUUCUGAAGAUGCCUGAAAGGGCUGGAAUAUUCAAAUUGAUAAAUGCUUAAUAAAAGUGAAAUCAACCUUUCUUCUUUUUUCAUGUGGAAUGUAAGUAUAUGAUUUGAUUGUGGUAAAGAGCUUGCGUGUCAUGCUUCCUCUAAAGGAAGAACACUUUCUACCUCAGCUGAACGGGUACCGGGCGUGGCGGUGGUGGGUGUUUGCCCCACCCCUCCACACCCCCCGAGGGUCCCGCGCGCGAUGCCAUACCUCACGUCCCCUCGCCAACGCUUUACACCCUGCAGAUUGGCACCACGUCACGCGACGCCAGGGAGGGCACAAGUGACAUUAUUUUUUUUCCUUUUUUUUUUUUUGUUCAUGUCGCCAUUUUGAUCUACCUCUUCAUAGACAAGUGUUUUGAAUUGGAGGCAUUUCUGUUAGAUUCUAGGGUAUGACUGACCCAUUCCUUCUGGCAAAAUUCAGUGAAUCAUGUAACAAUGCUUAGUUUUCAAGACUGCUUUUUGCCUACAUUGUGUUAUCUACCAAUUGAUUGAAAAAUGUAAAAAAAAAAUAAUAACUUGCUUUUCUUUCUGCUUUUCUUCCAUUUUGGUGCUGUGGCUUCUGUGUAGAUUAACAGAUUUUUUUUUUUCUUGGAUAGGUCAGAUAAUUUUUUGGAUUCAGUAAAUGAGAAAUCUACUGCUUUAUAAAAAAAAAAAAAACAAGAUCUGUAUUUGUGUUCUGAUUUUGAGUUCUUUUUCCCCCCUUUUGUCAAAUGGAUGCUCUAGCGCUGUUGAUUUGCCUGGCUGGUGUCCACCCUGUUUUUCUUUAGCUGUGUUGUGUGGUAUGAUGCGUACCAGAUAGAUGUCAUAUGGGUUCCCAAUCUGGAAUGGUUUUUGGACUUUUGUUUUUUUCUUUUUCUUUUUUCUUUUUGUUUUUUUUUGUUUUGAAGGUAAAAAAAGCAAUCUGAUUUCAGCAUGAUGUCCUUUUCCUUCACAGCGCUUGUGCCACCACACCCACACAGACUCCAUCUGUCAAAAUGCCUCUCAGAUAAAUAAAGAAAAUAAGUCAAGUUGGCUCCUAA
Messenger RNA from Alosa sapidissima (American shad), 5240 nucleotides. RefSeq names its product insulin-like growth factor 2 mRNA binding protein 3 (gene igf2bp3). Gene Ontology annotation, biological process: regulation of gene expression; nervous system development. The transcript has 16 exons. Lineage: Eukaryota; Metazoa; Chordata; Actinopteri; Clupeiformes; Clupeidae. Gene Ontology annotation, cellular component: cytoplasm; cytosol; nucleus. Gene Ontology annotation, molecular function: mRNA 3'-UTR binding. Bases 805 to 2619 code for a protein of 604 amino acids. The record is from RefSeq and is a predicted model, not a curated record.